Messenger RNA from Penicillium macrosclerotiorum, 999 nucleotides. RefSeq names its product FAD-dependent oxidoreductase. The record is from RefSeq and is a predicted model, not a curated record. The transcript is spliced from 3 exons. The coding region runs from base 1 to 999 and encodes 332 amino acids. Lineage: Eukaryota; Fungi; Ascomycota; Eurotiomycetes; Eurotiales; Aspergillaceae. Gene Ontology annotation, molecular function: FAD binding; D-amino-acid oxidase activity.
AUGGAAGUGGCAGUUCUGGGAUCCGGUGUGAUUGGUCUGCUCUCAGCCCUCACCUUGAUGGAGGCAGGAUAUACAGUGACCAUCAUUGCGCGUGAUUUGCCGGGUGAUGACAGCCAGGACUGGGCAAGCCCUUGGGCCGGCGCCGCGAUAUUCCCUCAUCCCGAUGCCAAAGGGCAGGCACUCGUGAAGGAAACCUUCAAGUAUUACUGGGCCCUCGCUCAUCGAGACCCAACAAGCGGCGUACAGGUUCUCAAAGCCACUGAGUUUUACAACGACCGCACAGACGACUCGACCAUCUGGUACAAGCAACUGGUCCCCCACUACCGUCGACUGCCCGCGAAAGAUCUGCCCCCCGGGGCCGAAAUUGGAUUCAGUUAUCAAACCAUGACAGUCAACCCCGCGGUGUUCCUCCCGUGGAUCAAGAAUGAACUAGUUGCCCGCGGGGUACGUUUCAUUCGGAAAGAGGUCAAGACAAUCGAAGAAGCUAGACAGGUUACAGGUUGCAAGAUCAUAGUGCAUGCGUCCGGAUUGGGGGCUUUACAUCUCGCGAAUGAUAAAGACGUCAUGGCCAUUCGCGGCCAGACGAUGUUCGUGGAAUCUGAUUAUGAUGAGAUCAUGAUGCUUCAGGGAUCCGAGUACACAUAUAUCAUUCCACGAAUGCACACCGGGGGUGUUAUCAUGGGCGGUGUUUCGCAGGAGGGAAAUUUAGAUCGAAGAGUAGACGAAAAGCUGCGGCCAGAUAUUCUUCAGCGAGUCACGCGUCUUUCGCAGGGGAGUGUGGGCACGAUGGAUUUAACAAAGGACUCCACAAAAGAUAUAGUCGGUUUUCGACCAGCCAGGAAGGGUGGGUAUCGCAUCGAAGCUGAUGGAGAUGUGGUACACUCAUACGGAUUUGGCGGUCUUGGGUAUACUUACAGUUAUGGAGCAGCUAUGAGGGUUCGGGAUUUGGUGAUCGGGUUGUCAAACAAGCAAAAUAAUACGCCAAAAUCCCGACUUUGA